AUGCCAGUAAAGAAAGAUGCCAAUCAAUGGUUUGAUGUUGGUAUUAUUAAGAGCACAUCAACUGUUGUGUCACAUUAUCAUCUACCAACAGAUGGUAUGUCUGGUAAUGGUGAUGAUAUUGAUGUUGUCAAUGUACCAGAUCAUAGUGUUUUGAAAAGACAAGAAUUGCAACCUGGUACAGCCUAUAAAUUUCGAGUAUCGGGUGUUAAUGCUUGUGGUAGAGGACCCUUCAGUGAAGUUUCAGCAUUUAAAACAUGUUUACCAGGUUUCCCUGGUGCCCCUUCUGCUAUCAAAAUCAGUAAGAGUGUUGAAGGAGCACACCUAUCCUGGGAACCACCACAAAAUACAGCUGGUAAAAUAACAGAAUAUUCAGUGUAUUUAGCAGUGAGAAACGCAGCCACAGCCCAACCAGAACAAAAACCAGGCACACCUGCUCAAUUAGCUUUUGUUCGUGUUUAUUGUGGACCAAAUCCAUCCUGUAUAGUAACAUCAGCUAGUUUAACAUCAGCACAUAUAGAUUACACCACCAAACCAGCCAUUAUAUUCCGAAUAGCAGCUCGUAAUGAGAAAGGUUAUGGUCCAGCUACUCAAGUCAGGUGGCUUCAAGGUUAG
Messenger RNA from Lottia gigantea (owl limpet), 612 nucleotides. RefSeq lists its product as hypothetical. Gene Ontology annotation, molecular function: protein binding; transcription coactivator activity. NCBI's taxonomy places the organism in Eukaryota, Metazoa, Mollusca, Gastropoda, Lottiidae. Gene Ontology annotation, cellular component: histone methyltransferase complex. The record is from RefSeq and is a predicted model, not a curated record. The transcript has 3 exons. Bases 1 to 612 code for a protein of 203 amino acids. Gene Ontology annotation, biological process: chromatin remodeling; regulation of DNA-templated transcription.